CUUAGUCCACAGCAUGCAGGCACUGAUUAACAGUAACCACCGCCAUACCGGGGAAUCCUCAAUUUUCCAUCCCCGCCUCGUUGAAAAAAUCCAAUUAUUCUUACAUUUACCCUCCAUUUUCAUAAACCCUAAACCCUAACACCAAAAAUCCCACAUUAGAUAACUGAAAAAAAUCCCCAAAUAUAGCUGAUAACUGAAAUAUUACCCCUGUUCUUAAUGGCGACAGGCGUUCUCCUCAGAUCUCUUCGUCGCCGUGAGUUUUCUUCUGCUCCAAUUUCCGCGUACAAAACUUUGACUGGAAAUGCCAAGCCAUCAUGGUUAUUUGGCAACAAAUGGUCGGGUCUUGCUAGGCCAUUCAGCACAAAAUCAGCGGGGAAUGAUGUUAUUGGUAUUGACUUGGGUACCACAAACUCUUGCGUUGCUGUCAUGGAGGGCAAGAACCCCAAAGUUAUAGAGAACUCUGAGGGUGCACGGACCACUCCCUCAGUGGUUGCUUUUAACCAAAAAGGAGAGCUGCUUGUUGGUACACCAGCUAAACGUCAGGCUGUCACCAAUCCAACAAACACCGUCUUUGGAACCAAGCGCCUGAUUGGUAGACGUUUUGACGAUCCGCAGACACAAAAAGAGAUGAAGAUGGUCCCAUAUAAAAUAGUCAGGGCCUCUAAUGGAGAUGCAUGGGUUGAAGCCAAUGGACAGCAGUACUCACCCAGCCAAAUAGGAGCUUUUAUUCUGACUAAGAUGAAGGAAACGGCUGAGGCUUACCUAGGAAAGUCUGUAAACAAGGCGGUGAUAACGGUUCCAGCUUAUUUUAAUGAUGCUCAAAGGCAGGCAACGAAGGAUGCUGGGAGAAUUGCAGCUCUUGAUGUGGAAAGGAUAAUUAAUGAGCCAACUGCUGCUGCCCUGUCCUAUGGUAUGAACAACAAAGAGGGUCUUGUUGCUGUUUUUGAUCUAGGUGGUGGAACUUUUGAUAUUUCCAUAUUGGAGAUAUCAAAUGGUGUUUUUGAGGUUAAAGCUACAAAUGGUGACACUUUUUUGGGAGGAGAGGACUUUGACAAUACGCUGUUGGAAUUUUUGGUGGGUGAGUUCAAGAGAACCGAGGGAAUUGAUCUGUCAAAGGACAAGCUUGCUCUGCAGAGACUUCGAGAAGCUGCCGAGAAGGCCAAGAUAGAGCUUUCUUCGACAUCUCAGACUGAAAUCAACUUGCCUUUCAUAACUGCCGAUGCAUCUGGGGCAAAGCAUUUGAAUAUAACAUUGACCAGAUCAAAGUUUGAGACUUUGGUGAACCACCUGAUUGAGAGAACUAGGACUCCUUGCAAAAGUUGUUUAAAAGACGCCGGCAUUUCAACUAAAGAAGUGAAUGAAGUCCUCCUUGUUGGAGGGAUGACCCGUGUCCCUAAGGUUCAGGAAGUUGUUGCUGAAAUCUUUGGCAAGUCCCCAAGCAAAGGGGUGAAUCCUGACGAGGCUGUUGCCAUGGGUGCUGCUAUUCAGGGUGGCAUCCUCCGUGGUGAUGUUAAAGAGUUACUUCUCCUGGAUGUGACCCCCUUAUCGCUUGGUAUUGAGACUCUGGGAGGUAUCUUUACCAGAUUGAUCAAUAGAAAUACCACCAUUCCUACGAAAAAGAGUCAGACAUUUUCAACAGCUGCAGACAACCAAACUCAAGUGGGUAUCAAAGUAUUGCAAGGAGAGCGUGAAAUGGCUUCCGACAACAAGCUUUUGGGUGAGUUUGAACUUGUGGAUAUUCCUCCUGCUCCAAGGGGCAUGCCUCAGAUAGAAGUUACAUUCGACAUUGAUGCCAAUGGAAUUGUAACUGUAUCUGCGAAGGACAAGACUACUGGGAAAGAGCAGCAAAUCACUAUCCGAUCAUCCGGUGGCUUAUCGGAAAACGAGAUUGAAAAAAUGGUUAAGGACGCUGAGAUGCAUUUACAGAAAGAUCAAGAAAGGAAGGCUUUAAUUGAUCUCAGAAAUAAUGCGGACACCACAAUUUACAGUAUAGAGAAGAGCCUAAACGAGUAUAGGGACAAGGUUCCAAGUGGAGUUGUCUCUGAGAUUGAGUCUGCUAUUUCAGAUUUAAGGAACGCAAUGGCAACUGAUAAUGCUGAUGAGAUAAAGGCGAAGCUUGAUUCAGCAAACAAGGCUGUAUCUAAGAUUGGACAGCACAUGUCUGGUGGUGGUUCCUCCUCGACCGGAGGUUCUCAGGGAGGCGACCAGGCCCCCGAGGCAGAGUAUGAGGAGGUAAAGAAGUAGAAUAUGGUAAUAGUAUAUAGGAAUUUGUGUCCGAAACUUCUCAGGAACUUGACUGUAUUGGAAGGUUCCUGGUUUGGCAAUUGCACUUGCAGAAACUUCUGAAACCCUUAUUUGUAUAUCUGAGUAACAUGUUUGAUGGAAUAA
Messenger RNA from Olea europaea var. sylvestris, 2388 nucleotides. Its product is annotated as heat shock 70 kDa protein, mitochondrial-like. The transcript has 6 exons. Gene Ontology annotation, molecular function: ATP-dependent protein folding chaperone; misfolded protein binding; ATP hydrolysis activity. Gene Ontology annotation, cellular component: cytoplasm; mitochondrion. Lineage: Eukaryota; Viridiplantae; Streptophyta; Magnoliopsida; Lamiales; Oleaceae. The record is from RefSeq and is a predicted model, not a curated record. The coding region runs from base 217 to 2244 and encodes 675 amino acids. Gene Ontology annotation, biological process: protein refolding; cellular response to unfolded protein.